This is a messenger RNA of Aspergillus melleus, 459 nucleotides long. RefSeq lists its product as uncharacterized. Lineage: Eukaryota; Fungi; Ascomycota; Eurotiomycetes; Eurotiales; Aspergillaceae. The transcript is spliced from 2 exons. The record is from RefSeq and is a predicted model, not a curated record. Gene Ontology annotation, cellular component: mitochondrion. The coding region runs from base 1 to 459 and encodes 152 amino acids.
AUGUCGCUUUUCUGCUCCGAAACGAGCGGUGACUCCUUCGGAAUGAAGAUCCUCAUGUAUCUUUACAACCAAGACGUUCGACUACGUGAGCGCUAUAACAAGUUCAACCCGGUCGCCCUUGUGCGAGAAGCUGAAAAGCACAUCGGUCACGACCAGGCGAAGUGCCUUACGAAGCUUGCCGAAGGAGGAUUCAAUCGGGUUUUCCUUCUAAGGAUGGAGGAUGGCUUUGAAGCUAUUGUCAAGAUUCCAUAUCACAUCCCUGGACCGAAGCAUUUUGCGACCGCCAGUGAGGCCGCCACUCUCCAUUGCCUGCGCUGCAACGGCAUCCCUGUGCCCGAGGUGUAUGGAUACUCGUCGGAGAGCAAUCCUGCUGGUGUGGAAUAUAUCGCUAUGGAAAAGGCACCGGGUGUCGGUCUAGAGCGUAGAUGGUCAAGUAUGAGCAAACGCGAGCGACACUAG